Messenger RNA from Dromiciops gliroides (monito del monte), 1597 nucleotides. RefSeq names its product HAUS augmin like complex subunit 7 (gene HAUS7). Gene Ontology annotation, biological process: spindle assembly; centrosome cycle. Gene Ontology annotation, cellular component: HAUS complex. The transcript has 11 exons. Gene Ontology annotation, molecular function: microtubule minus-end binding. The coding region runs from base 96 to 1343 and encodes 415 amino acids. The record is from RefSeq and is a predicted model, not a curated record. NCBI's taxonomy places the organism in Eukaryota, Metazoa, Chordata, Mammalia, Microbiotheria, Microbiotheriidae.
GUGACGUCAUUGGCUCUGACCAAUGACGAGGCGCGCUCAGAGAGCGCGCGGAUAUCGGGCCAGGUCGGUUCGGUCUCUCAGGCGCGGGAGCGACAAUGCCGAACCAUUGGAUAUGGCUCGGGGACAGCGACAGCGACAGUGACCAGAAGGCGAUGAAGACCAAGAAGAGACCCUGGGAGGACGACGAUGACGACGAUGACGAUGACGACGACGACGACGACGAUGACGACGAAGAGGACCCCCAGCUGUCUCUGGAGGCUAUGAGGGUGCUGGGCCGACUAAAGGACAUGGACUGUCCCUUCCUUGAGGGUCUUUAUAUUACUGGACCAAGGACAAUAAAACAGCUCCUGUGUGUGCCCUCAAUUUACCGUUUGGAGAUUCUGGAAUGGUUGUUUGCAAGACUGUACCCUUCCUUUGGGGAUUCAUUUGCAAUUGUGUCGGACUCGGGGACAAAAGAGAAAAUAACAGAGCUGACCAGACUUGGCCACGAACUGAUGCUGUGUGGGCCAGAUGAUCAAGAUCUCAUUAAGGGUUCUGCUGCUGUGAAGGAACAACUUGAUUUCUUUAAUAAGUUAUUGGAUGUGAUCACAAGUCUGGGUCCUGAACAUGCCACCAAUUUCUUCAGUGUGGAGGAGAACUUUCACAACUUAGCAAAGGACAACAAGAUACUACUGAAGAAGGUCUUCACAAGUCAUGUCCACAGGGAGAUCCUGGAUCCCAAAUUGAGUCCCUUGCCUCUGGACAUAGAGCCGGGAUCCCGUGGGCCAAAGGAAAAUCUGCAUAGAAUGCCGCAGGAGGCAAAGAAGACGAAGGUGGAAGAGCUUUCUGAAAAACUGACUAAGCUCACUGAAAUGCUGCAAGCACACAAUGAAGAGGUCCUCAGUCAUCAGGAUAGUGUCAACAGACUGUUCUUGCCAAAUUCUGCUGGGCGCCCUGUGCAGUGUUCUCACAGUGGGAAAAUCUCCAGGCAAAGUAGUGGCACUUUGGGCUUGACUCUCUCAGAUUUCUGUCACCUCGUCAUUGGUUUUUUACACGUUUUUGAGGAUGAGCUUCAUGAGCACUGUGACUGCCCAGCCCCCAACAUCAACCCGUGUGGCCCAUUCUUUAAGUCUGUACAUGAGACUUUGAACCUCUGCAACCAGGGGCUAAAAGCUGUCAAUGAAGUCAUGGAUACCUCUGAGAAGGUGGAGAAUAUAGCAGAGCAGCCACAACAGAAGAAGGCCUAUUUGAGUGGAACCAACUGCAUGGUGACCUUGGUUGAAAAAAUGAAAGAGUUAAAACGGAAAUAUGAACUCUUCCAAGACAGUCCUCAGACAUCCGACGGAAGUAUGAACAAAAGCUAAGCAUUCAUUCCCUGGUUCCCCAGCUCCUUGGGACUUGGCUGUCCCUGGUGUUUGGGAAAGGAGAGAGAACACUUUGGUUAUGAGGCAAGUUUCUGUUUGCUUUUCAAAAACUAACUGGUUUUUGUUAAUAUCAACUUGACAAGCACCAACAAUGGAUAAACAGAAAAAAAAGGAUUAUACAUGAAACCACACAAAGUUUAUUAUGUACAUCUUACUUUUUAAGAAGUGUUUAAUAAAAUCAGCACCUUAGUUUC